Molecule: messenger RNA, 747 nt
Organism: Dermacentor andersoni
Lineage: Eukaryota; Metazoa; Arthropoda; Arachnida; Ixodida; Ixodidae
Source: RefSeq, a predicted model, not a curated record
AUGGAGCUGCCACCGGACGGGGUCUGCGACUUCAUAUUCUACGACUCGCUGAGGGAGCCCUUCGACAAACUGGGUCGACCAUCCCGGGGAAAGUUCAAGACUUUUCAGACGAUUGCGGCCGCGGCAAAGCAGUCGCAGUUUGGCGUCUCGAUAUCUGCCUUGGACAUCGGCCAAUUUUUGGCCCACCUUCACAAGCCGACCGCAACAGCGUGGGCAAAUGAAAAACUAUGGAAGUUCAAAAUCCACCACUGGGGCAAAGCUGCUGACAUAUCCAAGCCAUCUGCUACGAAGAGAGUUGCGUCAUACACCUUCCUCGGCUACUACGGUAAAAAGCAAGUUGCCUGCGAGGAGGCGGCACAGCACCUUCAAUCAAUCUACACACCUCAUGUUGUGGUGUUCCUGGGGCACAUAUCUUUUAAAGAAGACGAGAUCGCAACUGAAGUGCCCAAUUUCGUAUGCAUAAUAGUGCCGCCAAGUAUCUACGAAAUUCCACCAAGUGUCAAGGCUAAGUUGGUCUAUGGGCACACUUAUGAGGCGGCCACCAGUAUGGUGACCUGCAUCAGCCAAAAAGGAAUCAACCCUCCGCCCGUCUACGCCAUUUCGGUCACCUUGAAAGGCCGCUGGUACACGCCCAAGGUGGACGACAUCGGCGAACAGAAAAUCGGCGCCUACGGUGUGUUCGAGCAGUGCGAAAGCUUCCGCGAAUACACGAUUCCUCAACUGGUGAGCACCAUGAUGCAGGACUAG